ACGAAUGGACAAUUAAAAAAGUUGUAAAGAAUUUGCGACGUAUUGUACUUGUGGAUCUUUUGUCAGGCAGUGAUGCUCCUGAUCUAAGGUUUACACUCAAAACCCAGACGCGAAUUCCCAUUGAUCACAAUUUGAAACGUCUUAUCAAAGACGUGCAAAAUCCAAAUCGUAACGAGUCUUUUAUGGCUUUGCGACCUUCUGAUUUCGCAGGCACAUGGAUUCAU
Racocetra persica is the source of this 224-nucleotide messenger RNA. The record is from the annotation of a GenBank genome assembly. Lineage: Eukaryota; Fungi; Glomeromycota; Glomeromycetes; Diversisporales; Gigasporaceae.